AUGAACAAGCAAACUGUAGUAGAUGCUGAACAAACUGUAGCAGAUGCUGAACAAGCUGUAGUAGAUGCUGAACAAGCUGUAGCAGAUGCUGAACAAUGCUGCUGUAGUAGAUGCUAUGCUGAACAAACUGUAGCAGAUGCUGAACAAGCUGUAGCAGAUGUUGAACAAGCUGUAGCAGAUGCUGAACAAGCUGUAGCAGAUGUUGAACAAGCUGUAGCAGAUGCUGAACAAGCUGUAGCAGAUGUUGAACAAGCUGUAGCAGAUGUUGAACAAGCUGUAGCAGAUGCUGAACAAGCUGUAGCAGAUGCUGAACAAGCUGUAGCAGAUGCUGAACAAGCUGUUGCUGAACAAGCUGUAGCAGAUGCUGAACAAGCUGUAGCAGAUGCUGAACAAGCUGUAGCAGAUGCUGAACAAGCUGUAGCAGAUGCUGAACAAGCUGUAGCAGAUGCUGAACAAGCUGUAGCAGAUGCUGAACAAGCUGUAGCAGAUGCUGAACAAGCUGUAGUAGAUGCUGAACAAGCUGUAGCAGAUGCUGAACAAGCUGUAGUAGAUGCUGAACAAACUGUAGUAGAUGCUGAACAAACUGUAGCAUGCUGA
Procambarus clarkii (red swamp crayfish) is the source of this 597-nucleotide messenger RNA. RefSeq lists its product as uncharacterized. The record is from RefSeq and is a predicted model, not a curated record. Lineage: Eukaryota; Metazoa; Arthropoda; Malacostraca; Decapoda; Cambaridae.